Molecule: messenger RNA, 3894 nt
Organism: Mycosarcoma maydis (corn smut)
Lineage: Eukaryota; Fungi; Basidiomycota; Ustilaginomycetes; Ustilaginales
Product: tethering complex subunit PEP3
Exons: 1
Coding region: 1-3894 (1297 amino acids)
Biological process (GO): organelle fusion; endosome organization; vesicle-mediated transport
Cellular component (GO): HOPS complex; endosome
Molecular function (GO): protein-macromolecule adaptor activity
Source: RefSeq, a predicted model, not a curated record
AUGUUUGACGACUUUGUUCAGAGCUCUUCGUCGCAGCAAACUACACCACCACCAAAUCAAAGGCGAAAGAAUGCCUACACUGGCAGUCUACAUACCAACGGUCACGCUUCCAUUCCGCCUCGCUUUUCUGAUGUGACCUACGACUCGAUCAAUGAUGGCUUUGAACCCGACCACUAUGGUGGCCGCGGCAUUGACGAACAAGACACCAUACACGACGGCUUUGGAGCACCCUUGCUAGAUCCGAUCGCUGCGCUCGAGACUGGGUUCGUCUCUUCAGACGCGGGCCCUUCAUCACAUUCGGAGCCCAUCUUCCAGCUGGGCAGGGUUCAAUAUGCCUUUUCAGCACCACUGGCUCUUAUGACUGUCUCAUCCAACAUUCUGACCAUGUGUUUGUAUGCGUACCCCAAUCCAUCCCAAUCCUCCAGUCCGUUCCCAACUGCUCCACCAAAGCUGGUGCGCAUCAACCUCGACGAUCCAGAACACUCGCAAGAGGCCGAUAUUCCCAUUCCACCAACGCCUCGCGCUGCACGCAACGCUCCGCCACCAGAUCCUAGCACACUUGGCCCACACAAAAUGUUUGCUGAUCCGUCCGGUCUCCAUCUCCUGCUCGCUAUGCGCAACGGUGACAACUAUUACUGGGCCAGCGGCUGGAGAAAAGCUCGUCUCCUUCCUAAACUCAAGGGCCACAUCAUCGAGAGUGUAGCGUGGAACAAGGAAAGUCAGUCGUCGCCAUCAGCAGUAGCGCGCAAACGCACACCAAACUCUAGUCCUUCUCUCUCCACCACACGCCAGAUUCUGCUGGGCACAAGAUCAGGAGACAUUUAUGAAGCUGUCAUCACAGCUGCAGUGGGCAGUGACCCUGACGAUGGCGAUAUCUUUGACAAGAUCGCUCGCCGAACAGCUGGCACUGGUGCCGAAAGGGGUGACGUCGACCGUGUCGUGCGACACAUGACCACCUUGCCAGAACGUCAGCCGGUGACCGGCCUCGUGGCCGAGUUCUUUCCUCGCACGGCACCAGCUCCAUCAGUUGAUUCAUCAGCGGCAGCCCCAUUCUCGGUAUCCAGCGAGCUUCUCCGAGCUGUCGUCAUCGCCACCACAAGUACGCGCAUCUAUGAGUAUAUUGGAAUUCUCGCUAAAACUCGCGCCGACGACACUGACUCGCAGUCUCUCUUCGACAAGCUCUUCCUGCCCUACCGUGGCGACUCUUCGCCCAACCUCAAAUCUGAGCUCCCUGGUGAUCUGCCGUACUCUGAGCUACACACUUGGACUCCGUCCUCUUCCAAACACACCUCGGCGCUCGCAUGGCUCACCGGUCCGGGCGUCUACCACGGUCUUCUAUCGUACCCAUCCGAUGCAACAGCUGGCGACAGUGUCAUUGAGACUGCCAAUCUAUUGCCGUAUCCAGCCAUUGCGAUCGAAGACGAAAACAACAACAGCCCAAGCAAACGCCGCAGUCGCAUCAGCUCUACUUCCAAUGGCGACCAAAUUGCAUUCAAUCAAGGCGGAGCACCCAUUACAGAAAUUCCGCUCAGCAUCGCAUUGACAGAGUUUCACUUUGUCUUGCUCUAUCAGGACCGCGUCAUGGCCAUCAGUUCGCUCGACGACCACGUUAUCUUCGAGGAGGCCCUUCCACUCAAGCCUCACGAGCGCGUCAUAGGUACUGCUGUCGAUGUUACAAAGCAGACCUAUUGGAUUUAUACCGAUGCCAGCAUCUUUGAGCUUGUUCUUCGCGAUGAGGACCGUCACGUUUGGCGUGUAUACCUUGAUCGAGGUUCGUUUGACACCGCGCUCAAGUAUGCCAAGCCAGGCGUCCAGCGAGGCACGGUCCUCUCCUUCCAAGGCGAUCGUUUCUUUGCUGAAGGCAAGUACAUUCAGGCUGCCCAAUGCUAUGCACAGACAUUCAUGCGUGCCUUUGAGGAGAUUGUCCUGCGCUUCACCGAUGCCGAGCAACGCGAUGCGCUGCGAUACUAUCUCGUCAUGCGGCUGGAACGGCUCGACAGGACCUACGACGUGGCUCAACGCAUCAUGCUCGCAACCUGGCUCGUGGAAAUCUACCUUAGCAAGAUCAACCAGCUUGAAGACGUCGCUGCUGCCGAGGCCGCCAGUCAGGACGUGGACAACUACCGCCUAGAGAUCACCAUGAUCACCGAAGAACUGCACCAAUUCCUCUCAACCUAUCGCUCAUUGCUCGAUCCGCAUACCACUUUUGAUCUCAUCAAAAAGCACGGUCGAUCCGAUGUCUAUCUUCACUUUGCUUCGGUCAUCGGCGACCAUCCGCGCAUCGUGCGCCACCACGUCCAGGCCAAGCAGUGGACAAAGGCCAUCGACGCCAUCAACAAGCAAGGAUCACUCGAACUCUAUUACAGCUUUGCUUCCGUGCUCAUGCGACAUGCGCCUGCGCAGACGGUCGAUUGCUGGACUCGCCAGCGCAAGCUAGAACCACGUCAGCUUAUUCCUGCCUUGCUGCAGCACAAACCUGAUUUGGACCUAGGAGAGACCGAUCAAGCAGUCAAGUAUCUGAGCAUCAUCAUUGCUGGCAAGAACGGAAACAAGGACACCGCGAUUCACAAUUUGCUCCUCACGCUGCUAGCACGCAAUGCAUCUCGCUACCCGAAGCGUGAAGAGACAAAGCAAGAACUGCUACGCUUCAUCGACGAUGCCAAACCAAACCCAUUAACAGGCCAUCCGUACUUUGACCUCGAUUAUGCGCUGCGCACGUGCUUGUCGCAGGGGCAGAUGGAGGCGUGCGUACGCAUCUAUGCCAAGAUGAGCCUGUUCGAGUCAGCAGUUGAGCUGGCUAUUCGAGAAGGAGAGGUUGAACUCGCCUGCAGCUGCGCCGACAUGGCUGAGUCCAUGGACCGCGACCUGCGCAAGAAGCUUUGGCUCAAGGUUGCCAAGGAAGUCGUGCGCACUGCAGCCGACAUCAAGUCGGCCAUGGCGUUCCUACGACGUACCGAUCUCAUCUCGAUCGAGGACGUGUUGCCCUUCUUCUCCGAUUUUGCAGUGAUCGACGAUUGCAAGGACGACAUAUGCGAGGCAUUGGAGGGCUACGCUGCACAUAUUGAAGAGCUCAAGGAUGAGAUGGAUGAAGCUUCGCGUUCGGCUGCCGCUAUCCAGCAGGACAUUGCAAAGCUUAGCGAACGAUUCGUCACGAUCGAGCCGGAUCAGAAGUGCCAUCACUGCAUGCAGGUACUCGUUCAACGACAGUUCUACAUUUUCCCUUGCAGGCACGGUUUCCAUGCUGACUGUCUUAUUGGCGAAGUGACCAAGACCAUGUCAGCGCGCGGUCUGCGAAAGCUGCUCGAGCUCCAGCAACAAAUCUCGGCGCUAACAAGUGGUCUCGUGCCUGCACUGCCGAGUUCGGCGCUAGCAAAUAUGGGAUUCCUCAAAGAUGGCUCGAGGGCGGCUGUGAACGCUGCCCAGGGUGCAAGGCAGGUAGGGAUGAAUGGAUUGCAGGCCAGCGCAAGGGGCUUGGGCAAUGUGACGGCUGCGAUGGGCCUUGAUAAGCUUCGCGAGCGCGUGGUGCCAGAUGCCGUCAUAAGCGCGAUCUCGGCUGGUGUGAGCGUUAGCGUAGCAGGUGGGCGAAGGGUGUUGGCGCCAUUGGAUCCGUUUUCGAACCCGACAACAGAUUGGGUGGCAGGCUCGCGCACGGCGGCACAACGACGUACUGCCACUUUGACCACCGCAUCGGGGGCCAAUGAUGGUCAAGACGGGCCCAACAAGAACGCAAUCGGCUCAGCAAGGGGCAUCGAAGAUCAGGAAAGGAUUCAACAACUUCGCGAUCAGCUCGAUGCACUUAUCGCCGGGAGCUGUCCGAUGUGCGACGGAAGCGCAAACGCUAUCAGUAGGCCGUUUAUCUCAGACAAGGAAGCCGCAGACGAGUGGGCACUGUAG